Molecule: messenger RNA, 2872 nt
Organism: Trichosurus vulpecula (common brushtail)
Lineage: Eukaryota; Metazoa; Chordata; Mammalia; Diprotodontia; Phalangeridae
Product: GLIPR1-like protein 1
Exons: 6
Coding region: 106-909 (267 amino acids)
Cellular component (GO): extracellular region
Source: RefSeq, a predicted model, not a curated record
AGAAUCAGCCGUUCUGGGCAGUUAAUAGCUGUUGGGAGUUUGCGGAGAUGUUCUAAAAUCCCUUUAUCAUCUCAAAGACUCAAACCCUAACCCAAAUUGGUGGUCAUGAUGUUGGAUCAGAGGUUCCCCUGGCUAUGGGCUCUGAUCCUGGCCUUUAUGGUCACACAAUCAUCCCCUGAUUUUACCCAAAUACCAUCAAUCACGGAUCCCAAAUUUAUCCAGGAAUGUGUCGAUAUGCACAAUCAGGUGCGCACUACAGUCGAACCGGUUUGUGGAAACAUGAAAUACAUGAGUUGGGAUCCUGCUUUAGCAAAGUCUGCCAGAGCAUGGGCAAAGAGAUGUGUUUUCCAACAUAAUAGUCUUAUAGGCCAGAAACAUGAAUGCCAUCCUACUUUUAGUACUGUAGGAGAAAAUUUAUGGAUGGGCAAAAUAACUGACAAUGUUGUCAGAGACAGUAUUACGGAUUGGUAUAAUGAAUCCCGAUAUUUUGAAUUAGCCACCAUCAUAUGUACAACAUUCUGUGGCCAUUACACUCAGGUUGUCUGGGCCACUACCUAUAAAGUUGGCUGUGCUCUUAAAAUGUGUCCUAAUUUAGGAAAAGAUUACGUACUGUUUGUGUGUGAUUAUGCACCUGCAGGGAACUUGGUUGGAAUUCGUCCUUAUCAGAAAGGACUGCGAUGCAAUCAUUGUCCGGAAGAUCAUUGUGAAAAUAAUCUUUGCAGAAAUCCAGCACGUGACAAAGUCUUAAGUUACCCAUAUUGGAAUCCAAGAUGGGAAUUUCCUCGUCGGAUUACAUGUAAUCCAUUCUGUCAAGUCUGUGUGUCACUUAGACUGGGAGGAAUGGCUUUAGCCACUGUGGGUGUUAUUGUGCUACAAAGGAUAAAGCCACACAUGCAUUUAAGGACUUAGUUUAUGACUAAGGCUUAGCUACCAUCAAUCCAAUUCUCUACUAAAUCUCCAUGCCCUAAAUGUCACUUCUAUUUGAAUUAAAUAGCAGGUCAGAGGAGAUCCUGUAGAGAAGAAAAGACUGGACUAGCGAAAUAAGGUAGUAAGGCUGACAAAGUAAUUUAUGUGAACGUGGCAUUAUGACUACAUAAAUGUGAGGAGAUUCUCAUAUUCCUGUUUCCCAAUAGAAUGAGUGCCUUUGCAUUAAAGAUAAAGUAGCUGUAAACUAUAAAACAAAUGAAUUGAUGUAUUUUGCUUUAGCUCCAAAACUUAACUUUGAGAACAUUGCCACCAAGAUUCACAAUAAAGAACAAAUGAGCAUUUUUAGUUAGAUGUGUGACAUAGGGGUUGCCCAACAUAUUUAUAUAAGCAUAUUUUUAAAACAAUAUUAAAAUUAUAAAUGUUAGGAUAGCUGUAUAGCAAUUAACAGUGGAAAGAAAUCUCAAAAUGAAACAUGACAUUCUGAUGUAAUUCAUUGAAAGGGAAGUCUCCAAGCUGACUAUAAACUCUCAGUAAGCAAAUUCAGAGUUUUUGAAACUCAAAAAUCAUAUUUUAGGACAAGCCAACAGGAAUGGCUUUAUUCUGACCAAGUUAAGAUAACAGUACAAAAAAUUUUAUCUUUUUAAACCUAAAAUAAAAAUGUGAGUAAUGAAUGAACAUCUGCUCUGAGAUGAACAAUGACCAAAAUGUUAAUUUAGCAUUUUCCUACGUGGUGACAAAAGAAUUAGCUUUUAGUUCAUUCAGUUUUUAAAGUUCCAUUCAUUGCCUGGGUACCAAAUUGACUUAAUUUUUGUCACUGUUAACCAAUAUUGUAAAAAAGAAAAGUAUUUUGUAAAAUGAAUUGUUGUGAAAUAAAUAGUAUUUUUCCAUUAACUUCCAUUAUACUGUGAGAAAUAUAUCCUCGAAAGGGAGUGGGGAGGAGUAGCUUCUCUGACAUUGUGUAUUUCAGCUGAAAUAGCAGUGUUUUUCAGCUAGCAAAUGCCUAUAUUGCCUCUGGGUUAUUGGAUAUUUCUACACAAUAAAAACAUUAGCAUUAAAGUUAAAAAUGCCAAUCUGCAAUGUUUGUGUUUCCAAGUAUUUGAAUAUUUCCAUUUAUCUGAAUAAUUGAUAAAAUAUAAGCAGAUAUGUCCAGGUUCUUUAAUUUUUUAGCUUUUGAAUCUGGUGUUUUGUUACAUCGUAGAUGCAGUCAUUGCCUUUAUCAGGUUUUAAUAAUACAAGUCCUUUCAUUAUUAAAAUUUGAGUAAACAACGGCUAACAAACAUGGUUUAGACAAGAUAGAGAAAAAGUCAUAUGAGAGCAAUACAAUGUUGGAAUUCACAUUGCUUUGCUAUUUAUCUAAUUUCCAUUUGCCAUUUGAUUUGUUGUCACGCUGUUAAACUUUUGUUUAAAAUUAAAUGUAUAAUUAAAACAUCAUCUUAGAACAGAAGUCUUCAAUUACUCAGAUUAAUUACAAUUAACAGUUUGACAAGAUAUUUGAAAGAUUAUAUUGUAAAGAACUACAUGUGUAUACAUAUAUAGAGAUUAAUAAUUUAAUUGGUCCAUGCAAUAUGAUAAAUAUACAAUAUAUAAUACUAUAUAUAUGUACACACAUAUGUGUGCAUAUAUGUACACGUGUAUAUAUUUCUACAUAACAAUUUAAAAUAACCUGAUUUUCGCUGGCUUUCUUAAAGAAUUAUACUAGAGUUGAUAUUUUCUUAGGGUUUACUGUUAACAUUUUUUAAAAUUUAAAAACAGAGACAAUUAGAGAAUUUCCAAUUAAAUGCACAGGUCCCAAUGGUAGUCCUUAGGCUAUGUAAAUUACCAUAUUCAUUGUUCAUAAAGUUUGUAGCAAUCUGUAGUCUCUAACAAUGUAAAUAUUUAUGUAACUGUAUUCUGCAACCCACAAAUAAAAUUAAUGUACAUAAUAAAAUGCUCACAAAACAUAAGG